Thamnophis sirtalis is the source of this 1302-nucleotide messenger RNA. NCBI's taxonomy places the organism in Eukaryota, Metazoa, Chordata, Lepidosauria, Squamata, Natricidae. The record is from RefSeq and is a predicted model, not a curated record.
UUUCGCUGCUGCUGCUGCUGCUGCAGCCGGUGCUGAAAGCCAGCUCCCCAGUCGCCGCCGCCGCCGCUGCUGCCGCCGGAGGAGUCCGGGCCUCGCUUUGCCAUGGUGUCCUGGAUCAUCUCCCGGCUGGUGGUUUUGGUUUUUGGCACCCUGUACCCUGCCUAUUCUUCUUACAAAGCUGUGAAGACGAAAAAUGUGAAAGAAUAUGUAAGUGCAAGUGGCAUCCAGUUACGCUCAUUUCUGGAUUUUGGAGACUCUAUUCAUGCCCUAGCAACCUCUCAAAUGGACUACUAUAAUAUGCUCUACAUGGGGCUGUCCUUGAAGAGCAUCCAAAAGCUUCAGCUGGAGCAAAAUGGGGAAAUAGAUGAAUAUAUUAGCCAGGCCCGUGACAAGAGUUAUGAAACUAUGAUGCGUGUUGGCAAGCGAGGAUUAAAUCUGGCAGCAAAUGCAGCAGUUACUGCAGCUGCAAAGGGCCAGGGGGUUUUGUCUGAAAAACUUCGGAGUUUCAGCAUGCAAGACUUGACUUUGAUUCGAGAUGAUGACACAAUGCAUUUGCAAAGCCCCGAGUCACACAUGCAUACGUCUUCUAAGGGACAUCUUGAAACUAUUGAUGAUUCAGGUGCAUCUUUUUACUCUUCAUCUGAGGACAUGGCUAUGACUCAGAGACAUAAUGGAACACAGUCUGAUUCUAGAACUGAACCAUCUGAUGAUGAUACAGGAGACAAAGUUCCCAAACGAACCCAGAGCCUUAAAGCUCCUAAGAAAACAAUAAAGACUGAGCCUGCACAGAAGGCAGUGAAAGCCCGCCCCAAGAAGAAAGCUACAGGCUCCACUGCUGUUGGUGAAUCAGCCUAAGGACAAUCCAGCUGAAAAUCUGUCCCAGAGCACUCUUCUGCCACUGUGAGGGACACUGUCCAAGGAAUGGGAGCUGGGAUCAUGUACAUAACAGCUACUGCUUUGUAGAGCUCAUUCCCAGGCGAGAUGGUGAUUGAAAUUUGGCACACAGAUCAGAGGAUGGCCAUCCUCAGGAAUUAUAUACUCUUCAUCUCUGUGAUGGAAAAUGCUAAUCUGUCUGUAUAUAGCCUGUUGUUUUGGGAUUCCCUCUCCACGUGUAACCCUAGUAGAGAAACUCUUUGCUGAAAUACCUCUUUAAUUAGGGUUAGAACCACUUUUGGCAGAGAGGCUGGUAAAAAAAAUGGUGCAAUUGAAAUUCUAAUUUGCAUGGAGAGCUUCUGGUAGCUCUUCACUUGCUGUCAUGUUUUAGCUGCUAUGGGGAAUUAUUGGGAAGUGCCUGAAGCAAGA